GUAGGUGUAAGUUCGGGUAUAACGUUGCCUUGACUGUCGCUGGAUUUGCAACGUUUGGAUGACGCUUUACUGAAUUGUCUGCUUGAGAGUGAAUAGCCAGCAUGAAAACCAGAUCUAGUAGCAGAGGCAGAGGGGAAAGCUGUUCACUCAAGAGGACGAAUGAAUCAAGACGAAGUGCAUCAGACAUCAGUCAAAGUGCACAGCAUGGACAUCUCCACAGCGAGUUUACGAAGAUGAUCAGGGUUUUCACACUGGUUGUUACUUCUAGCAUCGUGCCUGCACCACCACCCUUGUACAUCUUCCUAACAGAACUCGCGACUAACGUCAUUUCCAUGAGUGUAAAAGACAAGAUAAGGAAGAUAAUUAACUUCUUGCAAAAAAAACUGCUGCUGAACUUUAUGCAAAUAAGCUAUUAUACUCCAAGGAAAAAAAAUUACAUCAUCAUUAAAUAUAGUGAUAAUAAAUUUCUGCCACCAUCUGCAGUUCUGAAAAUAUCAUUAUACAUUAAAUAA
Molecule: messenger RNA, 512 nt
Organism: Schistocerca gregaria
Lineage: Eukaryota; Metazoa; Arthropoda; Insecta; Orthoptera; Acrididae
Exons: 5
Coding region: 102-512 (136 amino acids)
Source: RefSeq, a predicted model, not a curated record